Magallana angulata is the source of this 10418-nucleotide messenger RNA. Its product is annotated as protein capicua homolog. Gene Ontology annotation, cellular component: nucleus. The record is from RefSeq and is a predicted model, not a curated record. Gene Ontology annotation, biological process: regulation of transcription by RNA polymerase II. Gene Ontology annotation, molecular function: RNA polymerase II transcription regulatory region sequence-specific DNA binding; DNA-binding transcription factor activity, RNA polymerase II-specific. Lineage: Eukaryota; Metazoa; Mollusca; Bivalvia; Ostreida; Ostreidae. The transcript is spliced from 26 exons. Bases 440 to 7729 code for a protein of 2429 amino acids.
GUUAUUAGAUUGUUUCUCUUACAGUCAUGCAUUAAAAACAAACAGUCCUUCAAAACAAAUUCGUUUUACAAAGUAUUUUGGUCUCCAUUUGUUGGUUUUUAUGGGCCAUUGUUGUAACGUGCGGCCCCGCAUCAGCUGGCUGUUGUAAGCCUAGCGUACAAUCGCCUAUACCAGUUUACUACGCCGUGAUACGCCGACAUUAAGCUUGGUAUGCGGUGUAGAUUCCGCCAUUGUCCGUUGAUUUUUUCAAUGAAUAGACGUUCUCCUGAAAUAAAUUUAAGUAAAAGUAACAAAGUACUACUUAAAAAGGACCAAUGGAUGGAUGAUAAUCUUUGAAACGGAGGUAAAGGCACUAUCGAUAAUGGAGGUCACGAUGGGAAAGAAUGACAUAUUUUGUGAAGGAAAUUCCAUCGAUUAAAAGAGAUUGAGGUGAGAAAUCAUGAGUAGACGAGGAGACACAAGACAAAAAAGAGGUCAAUCUAACAGCCCUGUGCCACAAAAAGAACCAAGAGUGUCGGGUGGAAGACAGACUAAAAAAAGAAGUGGAGGACUGCUGGAAUCAAAUGCUCCUCCCAGGUCAGACAACAGCGAGAAAACUCCGGAUCCACCUAUAGAAACGCACGAAGACAGUGACGUCAAACAGCCACCUGAGACAUCAAAAAGACAGAGAAGUGCUAGAGGGCGUAGUGGCAGAGGGAAAAAAUCACCACCGGAAUCUCCUAAACAGGAAGACCCCCCUCCUAGAGAGCCCUCUGCUCACUCAGAACAUUAUACUCCCACAGUAGAGGCUUCAAGGGUAGAGGCUCCAGAUUUACCUCCUCCUUUACCCCCCUCAUCUUGUACCCCUAACACUGAAGGUCAAACAGGUCGUUCCUCGAGGCCUGCAUCCCGCUCCUCUGUGAAAAGAUCAGCAGACGCACAUGAGAUGGAGACUCAUGAAGAAGAGAAAAAGUCAAUUGCUAUUCCUCCAAAGAAACGAAAAGGAAAUGAGAUAGAGAGGGAGCCCUCUCCCCCGUCCAAGAGACAUUCCAUUGAUCUGAGUGAGUGGAUAAAUCAGAGAGUUUUGGCCAAGAGGGAUGGGCUCUACCAGCCAGGUCAGAUUAGUGACAUUAGACAAAACAGGCACAUUGGUGUAUUAUUUGAUAGUGACAAAAAUACUGUGUAUUUUAAUGAUGUUAUGGACCAGAGAGCUCAGUUUGACAUUAUCAGUGAUCAUAGUCCCAUGGCUAUGGUGACAAAUGUUGGUAGCAAAGUGUGUGUCAGGAUCAUUCCUGAGGAAAACUAUUACUAUGAGGGUGUGAUUAUUGACAAAAAGUCUCAACCUGUUUCAUAUUAUGUCCAAAUUCAAGGUCACCAUGAGGACAAAUUCAGGGACCCCCAGUGGGUGUCGCGGGCAGUGUUAAGGCUCAUUCAACCUCCAUGGUAUGAGGACCUUCAAAAUUUACCUGAACAGCAAGAGGCACCUACUCCCCUUUCAACCAUGGCCUUCCCCCUUCAACUGCAGAUGCCCCAUCAUCAAAUAGCACACCAUCAUUAUGCUCCACAAUUAGAAAUAAGCCCCCCUUUGCAAGGAAGGAUGGAAAGGUCCCCUUCUCUGCCACAAAGCACUAGCAUAGAAAGGGGGGAGUCUUCUGAGGAUGAAAUGAAGAGUGAGGAUAUUGAUUUUGAUUCAGGGCUAAGUACCCCUAGAUCAGGUAGUGCAACUCCAGGGUCAGGGUGUCGGUCACAAGGAGGGAGUGGGGGGAACCGUCCACCCCCAAAAAAGCGAGAAUUCUCACGAAGUAGAAGUGUACAGUCAUGUGAAAGCAGUAGGUCCAGUACACCAAGAUCUCCAAGUUCUACGCAGAAAUACAAAAAAGGGGAUGUUGUGUCAACUCCAAAUGGAAUCCGAAAAAAGUUCAACGGUAAGCAGUGGAGAAGACUGUGUUCUAAAGAGGGUUGUACAAAAGAAUCUCAAAGACGUGGAUAUUGUUCACGCCAUUUGUCAAUGAAGGGACAAAAGAACAUGAGAGGAAACAUGCAGCAAUUCAGGAAAGGUGAACAUAUGGAGUGGUCUGAAAGCUCAACUCGAGAAAGCAGUGUUACUGACUUUGACCCAGAGCAUCCUCAAAGGUUUGAUGAAACAGAAGCAGCCAAUAUGUUGGUUUCCCUUGGAAAUUCAAGAUCUACAACUCCAGCUUUUUCUCCAACUCCCAGCAAUCACCCUAUUUCACCACAUCCUGUGCAAUCACCUAGUACAAUGGGACCUAGAGGCAAUCCUUUGUCUUUUGCUCCAAUUUCACCUCAUCCACAGACUCAAGCUUUCAUGACUUCACCAACUCGGAGUUGGAGUUCAGGUACAUCAAAAUCAGGGAGCUCUUCAUCUGAGCAUGUUUCCCCAAUCACUCCCAGAUUCCCUCCAACUUCUCAUGCACACAUGUAUAAUGCACCUGAAAUGGAGCAACUGUACCAAAAAAUUGCAAAUGCAAGUAAUUUCAAGAUUGAUCCAGUGAAAGCUGGACAGGAAGGGAGCAAAGCCCAAGUGACCUUUGAUACAUCUACUGGUAUUCUGCAUGCACCACAGAGACUCCCCGCAGGGAGUGUUUCUGUUAUGCCCCUGACUCAAGAUAUGCAGGCCAGAAAAAUGACCCACAGUUUGUCCAUGAGUGCUCUACCCUCGCCGAACCCCGAUCGCCACAAAGAGCUCAACAACCGCACCGCAACGCCAUCCUCCAGAAUAUCGCAAUCAUCAAUGUCUACCUUAAAGAGUUUGAUUAAUUCUGCGCCUGCACCAAUCAAGCCACAGACCGCUAUAGUAGCUCCAGUGUCCAGUCCAGAUCACAUACCAUCUGUCAUUCAGCACCAAAUUCAGCACCAAAUUCCUGCACAGUCCUUACUACCCAUAAUGCCAGUGGCAAAUGGAGGCAAAAAUGAACAGCCUGCUCCAGUCAAUUCUGCACCAGCAGUUAAUUCCAACAAAGCUGUACCUGUCUUUCCUUGGCAUGCUUUGGUCCCAUUCCUGACCAAUACUGGUCCUCCGACUGUCGCUCAGACUCCGCCCACUACUACUGAACAACCAAUUGAAAAACAGCAUCAAGCUGUCAAUCCUACAUCAUCACCAAAAAAGGCCAGCCAAUCAGAACAUCGUGUCAGUGCUUCAGAAGCCCCUCCUAUUGAUGAUGAAAUAGAAGAUGAUUACGAUGAUGAUGUGUUUGAUACCAAAGACGAACCUCAGCCUGAGCCCAAGAAAAUCCCAGCAAAGAGGCGGAGCCAAAGUCUGAGUGCUCUGAAAGACAAGGAGGAGAAGAGUCCUAAAAAGUCAAAAGACAAAGACCACAUAAGGAGACCCAUGAAUGCCUUUAUGAUAUUCAGUAAAAGACAUCGACAUUUAGUUCAUCAACGACACCCGAAUCAAGACAACAGGACGGUUAGCAAGAUUCUGGGCGAGUGGUGGUAUGCCUUGGGCCCCAACGAAAAGCAGAAGUACAACGAGCUGGCCAAUCAGGUAAAAGAGGCACAUUUUAAAGCCCACCCAGACUGGAAGUGGUGCUCCAGAGACAGGAAGAAAUCAGGGACCAUAGCGGACAAAUUAAAACAGAGAACUAGCAGCCAGCGGCUCAGCUCCACUGACGAUAUAUUGGAAGAUGCAGAUACAAAUAUGGACACAGAGGAUUCUGUUUUUCUGAAUCCUGAGUCAUUGUUUGAGAACAGACGAGGUGGUAGAUCUCAGAGCUUAUCAGCUGUUCCAAGGGAAGGGGAGGGGUCAGCUUUUAUGCCCCCAGGGAUGAAUAUAAAUGCAAAUGAUGACCAGCGAGGGUUUACAGAGGCAUUGAGAAGACAGUUAACCAAUGGGCUGUCCAGCCAGAAGUCCUCUCUGUCACAACACGAUACCCCCCGCUCCUCCGUGAGUCACCACUCCUCACCCCUGGCCAAAUCCUCACCCCUGGCUCAACCUCCGAUGGACCUCCAGCGUCGCCACUCUGUGUCUGGGGUGGAGGAGGCACACUCCAGGGCAGCCACAGGGUCUAAAGAUUUAGUGGGGGAUGGGGACGGCAGUGAUGAUGAAAAGAUGGUCAUUGAUGAGGAUAAAGGUGCUGGUGACAGGAGUGAUCAGGAGGGAAAGAGUUUGAUCUGCCAUGAACAGGUAUCUGACAGUGAGACAGACUCGCAGACAGAGGAAGAUGUUCCCAUGGAGAGCAAGAUCAACAAGGCCUUUCCCCAGCAACGAUUCUCCCCCUCAAACCAACCAACAGACGUAGCAUUCAGACCAACCCCAAUAAAGAAAUUACCUGAGGGUCAGCCCAAGGUGGUUCAGUCCUCUCUCCCGGGAGCAGGGCUUGAUUUAGUUGAACUCAUUCCAAGGCCUUCAAGUGUGGGCUCGGGUUUUCAACCCAAAGGUGCUGUGUUCCGAGCAAAGACAGCCCACUCAAGAAUGGCCUCAACAGGAAGCGUGUUGGAGGGGUCACAUCCCAAGCAUGACAACACCCCAAGGCUGUGUCAACAACCCCCGGUCAAAAUGGGCAACAUGAAAAUACACAACAUUACAAUGACCACACAGGACCAACAGCUUAUUGUGUCCACCACUACAGAAACCAUGAUCGGAAAACAGAAUGGCAAAGGGCAGGUGAUCGGGAAGGCUACAAAGUCCAAGCAGAGAAACAAUUCUCAACAAGUGCCCAUUCAGCCCGCAGUUACUCCACCUUCCCAAUACCAGUCAAAACCGGUUACUUCUAGUAAUGUGCAGCUAAUCGCCCCAAAUCAGACAAUUGCAACAAAUGUAGUACAGAACAGUAUGGUGAUGUCGACCUUCUCCACAAUGGGCAAACCAAUCACUACACCUGUGCCCAUUGCUUCAAAGCCCAUUGUUUCCAUGCAGCAGGCACAUAUUGCAGCAACCACAACACUUAAAGCAGGAGUUCCAAACAUUCAGCCCAUUCAAUCCGGUUCAAACAAUGGUGUGAAAGGGAUGAGCACAUUUGUACUGCAAAACAUUCCAGCUUCUCAGUAUGCCAUUUUAAAUCCCCAGAACCUUGGGAGCCCAGUUGCUGUCUCCAAGGCCUUAUCUACAAGUGUGUCCACCAUCCAAACAAAUCAAGUCUCGGGAGGAUUCAUCACAACAUUAAGGAACAUUGCACCACCCCAAAACCACCAGUCACAACCUCAGCCCACACCCACAACUAUAUACACUAAUUUGGUCCAAAUCAAAUCAACCAAUCAAACAGCAGCCACACCCUCUGUGCUGAAUGCUGUCACAUCUCAGCCAGCAAGCCUUCAGCCAACACAGAUUCAAUACAUUCUUCCUUCAGUCCGAUUAGAAACUCCCAAUGGGGGCAAAGUACAGAAUCUUCUGCAGAUGGCCUUACCAGGGGGACAGGUACAACAGUUGGCCUUUGGUGGUAACCAAUCACAGGCUCCCUUACAUUCUCCACUUCCACCCCAGAUGCAACAGCAACAUUAUCCGCAAUUACAGCCCUCUCCUCAGCCAGUUCAAACUGGACAAAAGAUCCAGCUUGCUCCGGCUGGAUCAGGAAUCAAGAUAAGCCCACUGAAAUUUGUUCAGGGGCAGACAAAUCUUCUCCAGCCCCAGCAGCAACAUCAGCAGCAAAUUGUGUUGAAUGCGACCAAACAGCAGGGGCUGCCAGUAACGGUCGCCCAAUACCAGAUCGUCAACCAACCCUCCCCCCUCCCCGCAGGAGUGCUAGCAACAUCACAGCUACCCACUGUAACAAUAGCCCAGCCUAUUGUAUCUCUCGGAGCAUAUCAACAGCAGCAGCAGACCAUCACCCAGCUACAGGGCCAGGCGACCAGCGGCACAAUCACACAGCUUCAGGUCCACCCCCAGACUCCCACCCACAUACCCACGGGGGCCCCUCAUACCCCCACACAGGUGGCCAGUCCCGGACAGAUCACACAAAUACAACAAGUCGCACAAGUACAGCAAGCCAAACAGUACCCGGUCAGUCAGGUGUUGACCCCCGGGGGACAGUAUCAGGCCAUUGGUCAGCAACAGAGGUUCCAGUUUCUGCCAACUCAGCAAAAGGUGAUGGUCCCCCAGUCCAUGCCUAUAGGGACAGUUGCCUCUCCCUCCCCAGCUGUGUCCCCUGCCUACAUACAGACAUAUGUGGGAUCCAUUCAACAAAAUAACCAGGGAGGUGUGCAGCAGGUGCUGAUUCAGCCCAAUGCAGUGAGGUCCCCGGCAGCUAGCCCAGGGCUAGGACAGAGCAUGUCACAGCAGCAAACCAUCACCACAAACCAGGGCAAAUUUGUCUACUAUUCAGCACCAAGCCCCACCCCUAAAGCUUCUGGAACUACAACAGAGAAGAGUGACAUAGGUUAUGUUUCGGGAAAUAAUCAAAACGCCAGGCCUUUGAAAGUCAAAGCUGCCAUUGCUAAUAUUCCUGUGGCCACUGAAAGUUUUCCAUCCACUCCAACCUCUCAAGGUUUGAGAAAUUCCACAAGUCUUACCCAUAAUGCAGCUACCACACCGAAGGCCCCGAGUCCCCAACCAGCCUACAGGAGUCCACAGGCAAUGAUUGGCCAGCACAAGCCACAGAGGCCCUCCCCCCUGGUGCUGGACCAUUCUGCUAUGGCUGAUGCUGCAGACCCAAAGACGGACGAGGAGAGGAAAGAUGAGGCGGACACUCGUCAAGAGAGGGCGUGUAAGGGGCGGAAAUACAAGGAAAUGGUGGAAACGGGGGCGGUCACCCCCAGGAAAGAGAGGAAGUCUUCAAAAGGAAGUUCUGGACCUGACUCUAGUGAAGAGAAAUCGCCUCAGUUUACCCAGCCCCAGAAGUCUCCCAAACAGACCAUACAGGAGCCUAGCAUGCCUGCCCCAGCCUCAGCCACUGCUGUGGGGACCCCUCUCAGUCCUAGACCUAAACACAAGCCUCCACCCCUACCAGUGUCCUUAGCCCAGAAUUCUUCUGUUCCCUGCCAGAGUCCAGCCCAGAGUCCCAAAAAAGUGACUUUUAAGAAAAAAUGUGAAGAUGGAAUGCAAAAAGUGCUACAGAAGGUAGAUUUUGAGCAGAAGUUUGACCAGCUACCCCAGUUUAUUCCAGAAGAGACCAACAUGGCUUCCCCUCUCCCUCAGAGUCCUCGAGCCAUCAUCAGCAACUACAGACGCAAGAGGAAAGUCUCCUCCUUAGCCACUGGAGAAUUAACCCCAAGGGAAUCAGAGAUGGAGAUUUCGCCAAGCCCGAGCUACAAGAAGUCCAGUGAAUCAGAGGCUAACACACCACGCACGCCCCAUAGUGCCCAUUUUGAGGACAAUAUGUUCUUUGGCAAAAAUUUUGAAAUUGAAAAAAUGACACUUCCUGCAGAUUUUAAAGAUGAUUUUGGAGAAGGAAGCAUUCCAUGUUCUCCGCGCACACCCAGUUCUCCCGCUGGUCAGUUUUCUUCCCUUCGUCGGAUCUUGGAUCAGAGACGCCAGCUUGUCAUGCAGCUUUUUGAACAAUAUGGAUUAUUUCCUUCUGCCCAAGACACAGCAAAUUUUCAGACAGAGCAUGCAGCUGUUUUUCCCUCCAAAGUUUGUCUACAGCUAAAGAUUCGAGAAGUCCGUCAGAAAAUGAUGGCUCAGUCUGCAGCUGCUGAGAAGGCUACCCAUCCUUCACCUGGAGCUAGUGGAGACUCUGGUCAAAGGUCAUCUGAUGCAGCAUCCUGUUCAGAGCCCUCUGGUGGGGGAGACAGUCGAGAAUCAGGGGGAUUUAAUUCAUUGUCCUUACCUUCGCACUCUGAGGGUAAUAUGGAAUAAAAGUGCUACUGGAGAAAAGGAAACUGAUUCCUUGUGUAAAUAUUUGCCAAGAUACAUGUAUAUCACAGUACGUCCCAUUUCCCUUUGUAAAACAAGUGCAAAUGUCUCUGUGUUAAUGAAUAUAUUAUAUAGAUUAGUUUACUUGAUCAGAGGUGAAUAUACGUAAUUUUUGUGGCAAAAUUUGGUGAAGUAAAUUGAAGUGUUUUAGCUGUAUAGAUGAUAGACUAUUCGAAAAAACAAACAUAUCCAUUUGGUGUGUGAUGAGCUAUAUUGGUCCAAGGUGCAGGAAAUGUAAUGGACUAUUAGAAAAUGGCUAGAAGAAGUGCCAAAGGGAGAAGACAAUACCAGCAGAUAUAAUCUGCCAUAUAAAAGAGAAACAGAGAGGGCAGGCCCUCAUAUUGUUUUAAAGAUUUUGGAUUUUAUGUUAACAGCUUGUUUUAUUCUUUCUGUGAUGCAAGCACAGCGUACAGUUCUAGAGGAGAUUAUAUAUAUUUACAUUGUUAGAGAUAUCAACACUGAUUAUUAGAGUUGUUUGUUAUUUACUGAGUUCCGUUUUUGUCUCUUAGCUGUUUUAGCUUCAAGUUGUUUCCCUUUAUUUGACAACCCUGUUGUCUUGAUUUUUAUGUUUAGCUUCUUAUUUUGUGUUUUGUACAGAUGUAUUUUGAUCAAAGAGUUCAAUAUAUUUCCAUUUUAUUUUUUUCCCCUGUUUUUGUUUUAAACAUAAAUCUGUAUGAGAGUGUUGUGUGCUAGUGUUUGUUUAUGUGUUUAAAACACCAGUCUUGUUAAGUUCGAAACCAGUACUGAAUACUAUUGUCAAAAUCGUCACCUGGAAACCAAUGUGUAAUGGCAGGAAGGAAGUGCUGUUAGAGACCAUCAUAUUACCGUUAAUUAUAUCGUUGUCAGUCAGUUUCAAAUUAGAGUCAGAAACAAGCAGUUUAUUAUUCAUCCAGCCAUGCAGUGCUUGUGAAUUAAAUAAUAUUUAUUUAAUUGCUAUUAAAUGGAUGAAGUUAAAUGUAGUUAUUCCAUUUUUUUUGUAAAUUAAAUAAUUUUUAAUGCCAUUACCAUAAAUUGAUGAAGAUAAAUUUAGUACAAUGUACAUAUAAUUCCGUUUUUAGGAAUGUUAAAGAACAUGCAUUUCCUUAAUAUAUUCAGAUUUCUCACAGAAUCUUGCUUAUUUCCUAGUGUUUUUGUUUGAAAGGUUGAAUAGUAAAACACAGUUAUGGAAAUGAUAUGCAUUGAUGAGACUGACAGUAUGAUUAAGUCUAGAAUAUGUUUGAUGUUGUUGUUAAGAUUGAGACUAUGGAAAAUGGCAGUUUAAAUGUAUACAACAUUUACAAGUAUUUUGUCAAUGCGAUGAAAUACUGCGGUUUCAUCAAUAUUCCAUGAACACCAGUUUACAGAAGUUUCGAGUAGACUCAUAAAAUCAAAUCUUGUUCAAAGUAAAAAAUGUGACAAAAUAUAAAAUGGCUAGAAGCAUUGUUCACUAGUUUGUCGAUGUUCACAAUAAUUGAUGAAACAACAGUACAUGUAGUGAAAUGUUAAGAAUUAUUGUACUUGAGAACAGAUUUUGUUUCAAUUAUUAGUAAAUUAGUGAAUUUCAUUGGCCUUUGAACAAAAUUUAUCUAUAAAGGCUAAAUGUUCUCAUGGAAUAGGGGCUAACUGUUAGGAUUCAGCAAGUUUAAUUGUUUACAAGCUGAACCUGAUUAAUUGAUUCAGUGAUAAAUUGAGGCCCCCUACAAGUUGGUAAACAAAGGUGUGAGAGAAGAUGAGGUCCAGUUAGAGAAUUUCAUGUUGUGUAAACAUUUGCACUUCCACAACAUAUGGGCAUUUCAUUUAAGCAUAUUGGGCAAACAAAAUUUAAUUACUUGUAUAAAUCUUUUGAAUUUGAUCACGUUUUCAGAUAUUUAUUCAAAAUUUUCCAUUUAAGACUACCGUUAUUCACUACUAAAAUUUGACAAAUUGUAAAACAAAUCAUUUUCUUUUUAUUUACCUUUUUUCUCUAAAAAAUUAAUAAUUGCUAUGAAUUGCUCCAAAUUAAGUUUUUUCUACUGCUCCUGGAUUUUUCUGACAUAGAAAAGCAAGGAGCUAUUUGCAGACCAUAGUAUAUAAACUGUAUAAUUGUGAAUAUUUCAACUUUAGUUAUUUGUACACAUUAUCUAUAUACUUGUAUAAUUAGUCUUCUAGUUUAAUUAAUACACAGGGUAAGACUAAUUAUUAAUGCUUUCUCCUCUGUUAUUGCAUUUACAUGUAUGUGUAUUAGAAUCUCUUUCAUUUUUCUACUGAUUUUAUCUGUGGCUUAUGAUGUUAUUAUAAUAUGAAACUGAAUAAUUUCAGUGAUUUCUUUACAAGAUUUGUAGAGGUUAUAUUACUUUUAGCCUCCCUAUUUCAAUUUAUAAAAUUUCACUUUACUAAUACCGAAAAAAUUAUUUGAGGUCACAAGAAUUAUUCCUAGUUCUGAAGCAAAGAACCAAAUUGUCACAACACUAUUUUUUAAAACAAGGUUGUUAAUUCUUUCUUUGUACAAAAAGCAAAUCACAGUUGAGAAAAUCAAGUGUCUUCUUCAAUGGAAAUGUCCAUGUAUAUAUUCAAAUUGAUUGUGGUCUUUUGUUGAACAUAGCACAUAUGUUAUUGUUAAAAGAAAAUGUGAUUUGUUCUACAGUUACAAAUUAAAUGUCACUGUAAAUGUCAA